This is a messenger RNA of Anoplophora glabripennis (Asian longhorned beetle), 542 nucleotides long. RefSeq lists its product as uncharacterized. The record is from RefSeq and is a predicted model, not a curated record. Gene Ontology annotation, molecular function: odorant binding. Lineage: Eukaryota; Metazoa; Arthropoda; Insecta; Coleoptera; Cerambycidae. The coding region runs from base 58 to 447 and encodes 129 amino acids. The transcript is spliced from 2 exons.
AAGAUGCACUGGAAAUUUUAAUUAAGAGUCUAGAACUGUGCAUUCUUUGAGGCAACAAUGAAGACUGUUUUCGUUAUUUCAAUGGUGGUCAUAAUGGCCAUUUCGCACGCCGAAAUGGACAAAGAACACCAAGAAUGCUUGGAUGAAACGGAAUUAACAGAAGCUGAAGUAUCGGAAUUUCUGCUGGGUGACGAUGCUGAAAAUGACGCAAAAGCUACCAAAUUUUUGAUGUGCAUAUUCAAAAAAAAUGAAGCCGUCAACGAUGAGGGACAUUUCGAUGUCACGAAAGCACAAGAAGUUGUGAAACACUACAUGACGGAAGUAGUUGGCUCAGAAGAUCAACAGGCCCUUGAUUGUGUUCAGGAGAAGGAUACUACUGAGCAGACCGUUCUGGCUUUGGGUAAAUGUGUGGAAAAGAGAAAAGUCGAAUUGAGCAGCUCAAAAUAAUAGUUAUAAAGUUAUUCCAGGGCGUUUUUGAGUUAUUAUUGGACACCAAAUAUUAUCUGUAAAUAAAUAUAUAGAGCAAUAUGAUCGCAAAAGAA